AUGUCCCAGCCCAAGGCCCAACCAGUGGCUGCAGUUAUCCAACAAAUUGAUUUUCCGGCACCGUCGACGACAGACAGAGAGAUGGUUGCGACUGGAAGCUGUAGAACCACCACUUUCUUCCUCCUCUCCGCCCCAAAACCACCGCCUCCGCCGCACAAAUUCUCCCCGUCACCAAAGCAUUUUCACCUCUGUUCUCACAGUCAAUUUCCUCUCUCCACAUCAGCCAACCCCAAAUUUUUACUUGAAAUGACUUUUGGAAAAUUCUCUCUCGGCAGUGAAAAUAAACAGAGACUUUCUGUUGUUGAAUGA
Molecule: messenger RNA, 309 nt
Organism: Striga asiatica
Lineage: Eukaryota; Viridiplantae; Streptophyta; Magnoliopsida; Lamiales; Orobanchaceae
Source: the annotation of a GenBank genome assembly